UGGAAAGGUUGCUCCCCUGCCCAGAACGUUCACGCAUUACCAUGUGCAUGCCUGCAAAGUGAAGGAGAUGGUGUCUGGAAGAGGCUUUUUGCGAUUUGUCCCACACAAGAAGUUGUUCGAAGCCCGCGCUUGAGGAGUUCUGGAGAAGUUUCCCUCUCUCAAGCACAGCACGGCUCACAGCAUGGCUUUCUGCAGAUUCGUCCCCCUGGUGCUGCUCGGCCUCUUGGUGGCCACCGUGCACACAGAGACGGUUGGAGACCCUGCUCCGACUCUGCAAGGGGACAACCAGGACACUGUGUCUGGAGGAGGAGCCUAUGACAUCACUACCAAAGACCCCUACCAAGACAUGACGGAGAGAUCCUUCACUUACGACUACGAUGACACCACACACACCCAAACCAUUGAGGAGGAGGAGGGAGUCCUGGGACCAGGGGCCAUCACAGCCAUUGUCAUAGCAGUCUUCCUGGGGGCGUCAGUCCUUCUGGCGCUCAUUGUCAUCACACUCAGGAAGUUCACCUCUUCUUAAAAACAAUACCUCCUGUCUGUAUCCUGUGGCUGAGUGAGUGUGGGUUUGGGCUUGUGUGUGUGUGUGUGUGUGUGUGUGUGUGUGUGUGUGUGUGCGCGUGUGUUGCGUGUGGGUGCAUGUAUAUGUGUGUGUGUUUCCGUCUUUCUCGCCACCCACAUCCAACUCUUGUCUGCAUGCUACAUGACUUCUUCCUCAUGCACUUUUCCUCUAUAUAUCUUACUCUUAUAGGCACACACACACACACACACACAUACACACACACACACACACACACACACAAUCAUAAACCCUCAGUCGCUAUCUCUCCUACUGGGAUGAGUAGGGGUACAUCUCUUGCUCCACUCUGGAGGCUGAAGAAUGUGGCGGGUCCCUUUAUCCAGAAGAAGUAGCUGAAAAACGACUAGGAUUCAUCCCUCCAUCCAUGCUUAAAUCGUGGCUCACAUUUGGAGACUAAAGUUACGACGUUUUCGAAACUGGCUGGUUCCUCCAGUGUAAAAAUUACAGCAUAUCCCUGUCGUAUGCUUGUUCUUUUGUUUCUCUUGUUUGUUUGUUUUUUAAACCUUUACUUGUAAUUUUCCAGUUGUUGAUAUUUUGAGUCGGUGUCAAAAAUGUUUGUCUGGCUUUGUGGUCCGUUUUGUAGAUGCCUCCUUUUUUGUAGAUUUUUUUGGGGGGGGGGUAUGUGUCAUGCCUGUGUUAGCUUCUGUUUUUACACCUAAUGUGCUUGCAUGACACGGGCACCUCCACAGACGGGACGCGAACCCGUGUCUCCCACUCCGCAAGCGACAACAUUAACCAGUCGACUAAGGGGUUCGACCCGUCAGUCAAGGGCCAACGUGUCUACUUAUCCAUGCACGUUACACUACAUUUUCCGUGAAUGUAAACAGGAUGGCUGGCGUGUUUGCUUCACUCGCAAAUGGUAACGUAAACUGAAAAGUGUACAUGGCGGGAUUUUGUGUAUGCCCUCUUAAAAAUAUGCGCGUGUUUGGCGUCCGGGUAGCGUAGCGGUCUAUUCCGUUGCCUACCAACACGGGGCUCGGCGGUUCGAAUCCCCAUGUUACCUCCGGCUUGGUCGGGCAUCCCUACAGACACAAUUGCCCGUGUCUGCGAGUGGGAAGCCGGAUGUGGGUAUGUGUCGUGGUCGCUGCACUAGCGCCUCCUCUGGUCGGUCGGGGUGCCAGUUCGUGGGGGGGAGGGGGAACUGUGAGGAAUAGCGUGAUCCUCCCAUGCGCUACGUCCCCCUGGUGAAACUCCUCACUGUCAGGUGAAAAGAAGCGGCUGGCGACUCCACAUGUAUCGGAGGAGGCAUGUGGUAGUCUGCAGCCCUCCCUGGAUCAGCAGAGGGGGUGGAGCAGCAACCAGGACGGCUCGGAAGAGUGGGGUAAUUGGCCAAGUACAAUUGGGGAGAAAAAGGGGGGGAAACAUAUAUAUUUGCGUGUGUUUUUUUUCUUUUGACAUUGUUGUGACUGUUUGCAGGGCCAGGGUGACACAUACGUAGAUUGUCAACUAUUUGCCUCUUAGAAGCUGCCAUUUUCUGUAUGCUUCAGUGUCAUCGCCAAAGCAUGCAAAGUUAACUUCCUCUAGCAGCAUCACCCACUCACAUUGUUUGAC
Molecule: messenger RNA, 2134 nt
Organism: Lampris incognitus (smalleye Pacific opah)
Lineage: Eukaryota; Metazoa; Chordata; Actinopteri; Lampriformes; Lampridae
Gene: snorc
Product: secondary ossification center associated regulator of chondrocyte maturation
Exons: 4
Coding region: 182-526 (114 amino acids)
Biological process (GO): cartilage development
Source: RefSeq, a predicted model, not a curated record